AUUUCGGAUACGGAAGGAGUAGUCCGUGAAGGCACCACGGGUUAUCACAGCGGAGCGUCUCAUCGCCUUCAAGGUGUCUCUCUGGGCAGCUAACUCGCAGUCUCACCUCGCGUUUGAUUGAACCCUUUUUGAUACACAUUUCUGCUUAAUAUCUCGGGACUUUCCGCGCCAUGAAGGGAAUCAGGGUUUUCUUGGUGCUUUCCGCGUCUCUGCUGAACACAGCCGAAGCGGCCAGGAGCAAGACGAGCAACCAGAACAGCUUCCGACGGGCAGCUAACGGCAUCUACCAGACUCUGAGUGGUGUCUUCGGAGAGGACAACAUCAGAGGGCUGUACAAGUUUUUCUCCAAAACGACGGAGCGGUUUGUCCAUGGAGUGGACUCGUUUCUCGACACCAUCUGGAAGAUCUGGUCAGAUUUGCUGGAUGUGAUGGGCAUCGAGUCCUCAAACCUCAGCCACUACUUCAGCACCACGUCUCUCACCAACUCUCCGGCACGCGCCCUGCUCCUGGUGGCCGCUGUGCUUGUGGCCUACUGGUUCCUCUCCAUGUUCCUGGGGGGGUUCUUCUACUUGCUGCACGCCGUGUUCGGGCGCUUCUUCUGGCUGGCCCGCGUCACGCUCUUCACCCUGUCCUGCCUCUACAUCCUGCAGAAGUUCGAGGGCGACCCCGAGCGCGUGGUGCUGCCGCUCUGCUUCAUCAUGGUGGUGUACUUCAUGACGGGGCCCGUCGGAGCGUACUGGCGUCGGGGCGGUGGGUCCGGUUCACUGGAAGAGAAAAUCGACCACCUGGACACUCAGAUCAGGCUGCUGAACAUCCGGCUGAGCCGCGUCAUAGAUGGCCUGGAGUGCACCGGGGACCAGUAGGUAGCGGGGGGGAUGAGGGGGAGGAGUUAUUGUUUCCUGUGCACAUCUGCAGCAACACAACUACUGGGUAUUUACAACGCUAUUGUCAGAUGGGGGACAAAACUAGUUUUGUAAAACAGUAUUUUAACUGCUUGAGUUGAUUUUAGUUACAGAAUACCUAAAAAAAACAAAAAAACAAAGAGUCCUCAGAGGUGUGGACCGUUGACAACCAAACAUUUGAUUUCCUUUGUCAUGUUUGUCUCGAGGCUUUAAUUGAAAGGCUUUUGCUACAUUUGUGAGGAAGUUAUCAGAGAGACGUUCGUGGUUUUCAAAAUGCUGGCCUAGUUCUACACCUCAACUACGUUUUGGGAAAAACUCCCAAUUUGGGGUUUUAAGUUUUGGUGUUGGGAUUAAGCAUCGUCAAUGCUUUUGCUAAAUGAAGUCAUAUUUUAUGUUUUGUUUUUUUCUAUCCUUGUGAAUACCAUGGGGGGUUACAGUUCUUACAAAGGUUUGUCCACAAACAGUUGUUCCCCUUUUUGAAACUAUUGAAAUAGGAAAGGGGCGGGGAGUGUGACGCAGGGGGGGCCGAUACAAACAUUGUAUUUCAAUUAUGUAAAAAAAAUCCUCAAGAUGUUGUUCAUGGUACGACUUAUUUAUUCGUGUGGAUCUAGUUUGUUUCACUAGGUCACCGUCCCGCAGUGGCAAUAGUUCAUCGGGACCUCUUUUUCAUUCUGUGUUUGAGCAAAUGCAUCUGGGUGACUUACUUGAAUGUGUGUGCAAAUGCAUUAUUUUGUGUGUGUGUGUGAAAUGAAAAGCACUGAUUAAGAGAAAAUGCAGACAGGCAGCAAUAUCUCAGGGACUCAACCAACACACACAUAUAGAAUUGGAAAAGAGAAAUCGAGUAUAUUAAAAUCAUGUCUUGGUCUCUUUGAGUCGCUUAACAAGUUUUUUUCAGAUAUGGUUUGAGAUCUGUCUCGGUAACUCGGUGCAGUUUGUGUUCUUGUAUCAUGUUGAAAUUGCACAGUGGUCUAUAAAGGCUUAAAGUGUGUCUUAAUACAUCUUCUGAUGAGGACUUGAGUGUAAACGCGAUCAAUAUCUCAACUCGAUUACAGAUUGAAUUUGGUCGAGUGCCUUUUGAAUCUGUGGCAAACAUACAAGCGCACACUGUUCAACCCCGUCGCACCCUGCUCUGGACAUUUGAAGCUGUACAUUAUUUUAGUUUUAUGUUAGUAUGUGGUCAGUAAUAAUUCCCAGUAACUUAAUGAGAUGUUUAUGAUUCAUACAGUUUAUCAUGAAAGCUGUGCUCGGUGUGCAUUACUGUAGCCUGUUACUUUGAUGGGCUUUUUAAUCUUUUCUUAUUAUUUCGGACAAUUUUUGUUUUCUCUUCAUAUUCCCCUUGGCACAGCUUUUUGUCAUUUAAAUUGAUAGAAUCUAGACACUGUCAACAAAUGUUUUUAUACAAAUGACCCUAAUGCUGUGCACAUUUGGGAGGGGGAACGUUACCUUUAGUGUCACAUGAGAAAGAUGGACUACAGAAGUCAGUAAUGUUGCAGAGUGGUUGAAAUCAUCAGAGGCUACUUAUCUAGUUCAUGACAUUACUGAGGCCAAAGAACCAACCAGUAUUUAUACACUUUAGACACUCACGUUAACAAAAUCCUCAGCAGUAUGUGUGAGAUGCAUUCAUGCCCCAGACGGUGUUGCGUCAACAAACUAGUUCAAUAUUUUGAUUGAAAUGAUAUUUCCCCAGCCAGUUCUCUCCCCCCCCCCCCCCCCCCCCCCCCCCC
Molecule: messenger RNA, 2626 nt
Organism: Anarrhichthys ocellatus (wolf-eel)
Lineage: Eukaryota; Metazoa; Chordata; Actinopteri; Perciformes; Anarhichadidae
Gene: bri3bp
Product: bri3 binding protein
Exons: 3
Coding region: 171-863 (230 amino acids)
Cellular component (GO): mitochondrion
Source: RefSeq, a predicted model, not a curated record